AAUGAGGAUCGGUGAAUUCUAACAAUCGCGUGUAACAGCAAAGGACAUUAUUAAUUGCAAGAGAAUUAUUUUUUAACGAUGAAGAUCGCGGGUUGUUGAAAAAAUAUGAACCUUGGAAAAUUUUCGUUGUCAAUAGUAACACUACUUUCACUACAAAACUGCAAUAUAUUAAUAACGACAACGAUACGACUGUUGAGAAGAGAAAACAAAAAACAGUUGACAAUCGUCAAAUAAUUGAAAGCUGCCUUCAUAGGCGUCAAUUCUCAAAAUUUUGACAAUUUUACCUCUCUCCCUCUCUUUAUCAUUCUUGCCAACUGUAAAACAUUCUAAUUUAUUGUGUUUUUGAUAAUAUUUUCCAAAGUCUUUAAUACCCAAAGAAUAAAAGGAGAAAAAAAAAAAUAAAAAUUGUACAGGACAAAUGUAUUCUGAAGAUUCAUAUGAAUGUCCAAAAUGCAUCGAUUAUUAUGGUGUUUUAAAUUUAAAAAGAGAUUGUCAAUUGACAGAUGUCCAAAAAGCGUUCAGACGUUUGGCCAUUCAAUAUAAUCCUGAGAGGCAAAAGGAUAAAAGCGUCGAGGUUGUUUUCGGUUUGAUUGCAGAAGCGUACGACGUCUUGUCGGAUCCUCUCAGACGAGCAGUUUAUGAUCAGUAUGGCGAGAAAGGUUUAAAGAGAGGUGUACCAGGACCAGAAGGUUGUAUACAACCCUACGUUUUUCAUGGAGAACCCUUAAAAACAUACAGGGAAUUCUUUGGAACGACGAGUCCUUAUGCAGAUUUAUUAAAUAUAGUAGAACAUCCUUUAUCCUGUUUUGAAACAUCUGAAGGACGUGAUGUCAAGCGCAAAGAAGAACCUUUGAUAAAACCCUUGUUACUAACUUUAUCCGAGGUAUAUUUUGGUGGUUUAAAAAAAAUGAAAAUACAAAGACUCGUCUUGAUCGGCGAAGAUAAAGCGACCACUGAGAUGAAUGAAAAAAUUCUUACAAUACACAUCAAACCAGGAUUACCAUCUGGGACUAAAAUUGUUUUUCCAGAAGAGGGAGAUCAAGGACCAACAAAAAUUCCUGCUGAUAUAAUUUUCAUUACGGAGGAUCGUCCACACGAAAUAUUCAAGCGAAAUGAAAAUAAUCUUAUUAUGACUGUUAAUAUUUUUUUGCGAGAAGCUCUGACAGGACUGUCAAUUACAGUUAAUACAAUCGAUGACCGAAUUUUACGGGUUCCAAUUACAUCAGUAAUUACACCUAAUUAUCAAAAACGAAUAACAGGAGAGGGUCUACCAAUUGUAAACAAUCCUAAAGAAAGAGGAGAUUUAUUGAUUGAUUUUAACAUUGAAUUUCCCGUUUAUAUGCCGGUUGAAAGUAAAAAUUAUAUAAAAAAGGCAUUUAAGAUUUUACAUGAUACUGAGUCAACAGAGGACACCGAGUAUAUUCAUCGAUUUUUACUUGCUGAUAAAAUACGAAGAAAUGUCGAUGAUGACGUUCCUUUACAAAGAAGCCCCGACGAUGAACUAAAUAAAUUAGUUUGUUAAUUAAAAAAUUGAACAUUCUUUGAUAAUCGCGUUAUAACGAUUUUAUUUUAACGAUCUUUUGUAAUUUUUAUUAUAUAUAUUUAUUUGUAAUAAAUAUUCAAAUCUAAGAAAAAGAUUUU
Leptopilina boulardi is the source of this 1641-nucleotide messenger RNA. RefSeq names its product dnaJ homolog subfamily B member 13-like. The record is from RefSeq and is a predicted model, not a curated record. The transcript is spliced from 6 exons. Gene Ontology annotation, cellular component: cytosol. Gene Ontology annotation, molecular function: protein-folding chaperone binding. NCBI's taxonomy places the organism in Eukaryota, Metazoa, Arthropoda, Insecta, Hymenoptera, Figitidae. Bases 419 to 1522 code for a protein of 367 amino acids.